Molecule: messenger RNA, 501 nt
Organism: Cylicostephanus goldi
Lineage: Eukaryota; Metazoa; Nematoda; Chromadorea; Rhabditida; Strongylidae
Source: the annotation of a GenBank genome assembly
AUGGACAACAUAUGGGAGUUAUGGCGACAACGCCAUCAGGUAAGCUUAGAUAGAAUAGGGAUGCUUUCCGCGAUAGGGACCAACUGGUUCUUGGCACUGGCUUCUAGCCACCACCAGAAGCACUUUCAGACCCGCAAAGAGCGAGAAGAACAGUACCCGCCUUCAUAUCCAGACUGCUACUCUCCAACACAUUUUGCCGAUGCUCCCAUGAAGGAGCUGCAACCUUACACGAACAAAGAUGCACUUUCGAACAAAUACACCGACAAUAUGUAUGAAUACACAGAGAGACCAAACUGUUCGCAAACAAACAUGGAUUGUGGAUCAAAAUAUCUCUUUUGUCACAACGUCGUAACCUUCUAUCAGUGCAUGGCAAAGCUUCGAGAAGGUGCGAAUUGUGAGGGAUUCGAGCAAACGCCAAUUUGCUAUGAAGGCACGUGUCAAAGAGGUCGUUGUUUGCGAAGCGUCGUUGAAAACGGACCGGACUCAGCAGAUUUUAUGUAA